GCUCACGGAGCAACUCGGCUCGGCAGAGCGAAAAGACGAGCUUCACUCCCCCACAAGCCCUAAAGGUCAUGGAGGAGAUGUGCUGAAGUUCAGCGGGGAUGCCCUGACCAUCCUUUGGCGAGUAGAGGACGAAGGCACCCUGCCGCCGGUGAGCAAAGCUGAUGCGCGCUUCAGCGCCGCGGCAAACGCUUGCCGGUGCUGCAUGGAGGUUCAAAGCCGCGUGUCCAGCUUCGGAGCCACGCCCGUGCCCGGUGUGGUUCUGACGCUACACAUCGGCGUGGGCUUCGGCCCGCUGACACUUUUGCAGCUGGGUGGAGUCCUGGAUCGCUGGGAGUUUUGUGCAGCUGGGCAGCCGCUGGAGGAGGUGGCGAUCGCGGAACCUUUGGCUCAUUCUGGUGAGACCGUUGUCAGCUCGAGUGUUCAGGAGGUACUGGCUUCGAAAGGACAGAGCAGCGAGUUCUGCUUCGAGGCCGGCUUUCCGGAGCAACCCGGCUACGCCCUCCUCACUUCCACAGCUGCUCCGCUGGGGAGUGGAAAGGUCCUGAAUGCCAUCUUAGAUGGUGGUGCACAAACAGCCAACUCGGCACAGCUGGUAGAAGUGGGGGACACGCUCGAGGUGUUCGUUGCCGGUCAGAUCCUAUCCCACCCGGCAGACGUGGUCAGUCAAAGCCCCGGGCAAACAGAGUGCAGCUUGAUGGCCGCCGAAACAGCCACACCGCAUUGGUUGCAGGAGGCGGCCAUGAACCUGGUCAGGGGGAUCUCUCGACUCAUCCCUGAGGAAAGACAUGGACUGCCGGGGACCCAAGCCAGUGGUGGACUGCAGAACGACACCACGGCCUGGGGGACGUACGACGUGCUACAGCUCCCCAGUCGCCACGUCAACGGGGAACCCACCGACCUCGCAGCCCAUCCUCAGAGGAAGCGAAGGAAGGAUCCAACGACAGUCACAGGCGACGAAGAGACUUGGCGAUCCACCUCCAUGAGCAGGGCAUGUGACCGGGGGACCAACAAUCAACGACUCGCUCAGCUACACGAUUCCCCGCACGGAGCUUUGAGAUGA
Molecule: messenger RNA, 1060 nt
Organism: Symbiodinium sp. CCMP2592
Lineage: Eukaryota; Dinophyceae; Suessiales; Symbiodiniaceae
Source: the annotation of a GenBank genome assembly